Molecule: messenger RNA, 1854 nt
Organism: Lucilia sericata (common green bottle fly)
Lineage: Eukaryota; Metazoa; Arthropoda; Insecta; Diptera; Calliphoridae
Product: dual specificity protein kinase splA
Source: RefSeq, a predicted model, not a curated record
CAUCAACAACGGUAGUAUAACGGUAAAAAGUAAUAUAAUCAUUUGUGAAUAAUUAUAUUUGUGAAAUGAUAUUAAUAAUUUCGUAAAAUAAAAUUUUUAAAGUUGUAUUAAAAACCGAUUUCGUUAUAAAGCGUCUUCAACUAAUUAAAAAAAAAGUUCGUCAAUUGCUGAUACCGGCGCGUUUUAAAUAUAAAUUUUUAAUACAAAUUUCGUCAGAUAUUUGUACUAAACAAAUAGGAAACAGGAAAGUAGAAAGAAAGCUGCCAGCUAAACACAGCAAGCAGCUAGAAACAUGUCUGAAGAACAACAACAGCAGCAGCAGCAACAACAAAGACACCAGCAAAUGCAGCAACACCAGCAGCAUCAACAACAACAACAAAUUAAAUCCCCUAAGGAUACAAAUAAUUCAAAUGCGAAUAACACCAAUGCCACCACCACCACCCAAAAUACUCCAACACCUCCAAGAAAAUCGAAUAUACAUGAAAUGAGAAAUCAAGAUUUUGUAAGCCGUUUAAUGGCAGCCACGCCCCCUUACCUCUAUUCAGCUCCUAUGGGCCCUAAUAAUUUCUUCUUCAGCGAUAUGUUGCGCUCCUUGGUGGCAGCUCGUAAUCAAGAAAAUGUACGCAAUCUUCAACUGCAACAUUCGGCAGCUUUAGCGAGAAGACCUCGUAAGAGAACUUGGUCUCAACAACGCUCAUACUUUAAAGAAAAUGAAACUUUAUUGGAAAAAUCUCAACAACAACAACUACAACCACCAUUGCCACAACUUAAUGCCGCAGAGAAACCUUUGGAAUUGACUACGCACAAGCCGUACUUGCAACAUUUGGCUAACAAAUAUCGUAAACUGGAAACUGAGGCAAAUAAAGAAACCACCGACAUUAAACAACUUAUAGCGAAUACCAAAACCACUGAAAGAGAUGCAGAUAAUGGCAACAAUAACACAAAUCCCUCUUUAGGAGGCGGUACAGUAGACAGCACCUUACAGAACACACCACCAGCCGCCUCACUGCCACCACAAGAUUUAGUAUUACCACCACCACCUCCUGUUUGGUAUCCACCUUUGUAUCCUCCCUAUGGUAUAGAUCCUUUACACUUCUUUAUUGAUCUCAGAGUUUCGGGUCAUAUAUACGAUCGUAAAAAAGAAAAUAUAUCACCCUUAGCUAGUGCGGAGAAUACCACCACUGCCAAUGAAACCACGAAUUCUCCACCAGCUUCGCAUACCAUUACAUUACCAAACAAACAUCGCCAUGGUUCAGCUUUUACAGUACCCACUCCUCGAUGUAAUGACUUGAAAACGAUCUCAUCCCUACAACAUACUCCCUCCGCCACUCCUACCGCAGAUGCGAUAAAUCUCAGCUCUAGUGCUAGUGCAGUAACUGCUUCGGCCGUUAACAAAUUCGAAAACUAUGCCAAAUAUUAUGAUUUCGGUGAAAGUAAAGAGAAUCAACCCAAUAUAGCCAAAUGUAAUGCCAACUAUAUGUUACAACAUUUACCUCGUCUAUAUAGUCAAUUUGCGGCCAGAGAUUUAAUAGCUCAAGCGCAAAACGAAAGUCUUAAUCAUCAUCUGAACAAUGAUGUUCUCGAAACUGAUAAUAAAUCGGAUAAUGAUUGUGAAGCCGAAUCGGAUGAACGUCAUUCGGUGGCGAAUUCUGAUGAUAAUGAUCUCGAUGAGAGUUCAAAUCGUGAACGUGAUAUAGAUGUGGAAAUUAUCGAUUCGAUUAAAUAUCGUACGGAUGGUAAUAGUAGUCGUUGCACGAGCCCCGAUGAUUCCUCCAUAACGCAAAUUGAUUAGUUGAAUGGGGGAGGGAGGAAUUUUAUAAUAAUUCUAAUAAAUUACGAAUUUAAAAAGUACAU